Messenger RNA from Chroicocephalus ridibundus (black-headed gull), 1631 nucleotides. RefSeq names its product butyrophilin subfamily 1 member A1-like. Gene Ontology annotation, molecular function: signaling receptor binding. Gene Ontology annotation, biological process: T cell receptor signaling pathway; regulation of cytokine production. Gene Ontology annotation, cellular component: external side of plasma membrane. The transcript has 5 exons. NCBI's taxonomy places the organism in Eukaryota, Metazoa, Chordata, Aves, Charadriiformes, Laridae. The record is from RefSeq and is a predicted model, not a curated record. The coding region runs from base 228 to 1205 and encodes 325 amino acids.
GGCAGUGGGGCAGAGCAGGGGCUGCAGCAGGAGCCGCGGCGUGGGCCCGUCCUGCCCUCGACCGACGGUUCCUCCCGACGGCAGGGUGCGGGGGGUUUGGUGGGAUUUCUGGAGCCUCCCUGGGGGCGGGUGCAGCCCUUCUUCCCCAUCCCCUCCCCGGCGGCUCUAACCCCCCCUUGCCCUCCCUCUGCCUCCCUUCCCACCCUCUUCUCCAGCUGCGCCCGCAGAUGGGGUUCCCCGCCAGCCCCAGGGGCCUCCUGAGUUAUUUCCUGACUCUCCACGUGCUCCGCCUGGGAUCAGCUGAGUUCAGAGUGGUGGGACCAGACCGACCUCUCCUUGCCACCGUGGGGCAGGACGUCGUGCUGCCGUGUCACUUGUCCCCACGUGCGGACGCUCGGAGCUUGGAGAUCAGGUGGAUCCGGUACCAGUUCUCUGAAAUCGUGCAUCUCUACCGAAAUGGAGAGGACCUGGUCGGGGCACAGAUGAGGGAAUACGCUGGAAGGACAGAGUUGGUCAGAGAUGGUCUCUCCGGUGGGACCCUGGACUUGCGACUCACUGGGGUGAGACCCUCUGAUGAUGGCCAGUACGUCUGCACUGUGAGAGAUGCUGCCUCUUAUGGAGAAGCUACAGUGGAGCUGGAGGUGGCAGCCAUGGGCUCCGUCCCUUUCCUCUCUCUGGAGGCUCACCAGGACGGAGGCAUCCGGGUGGUGUGUGGAUCGGCCGGCUGGUACCCGCAACCGCAGGUGCUGUGGAAGGCUGCCAACGGGCAGCGUCUGCCCUCGGUCUCCCGGAGACGUUCCUCUGACGAGAGGGGCCUGUUUGAGAUCCAAGAUGUCAUCGUGGUGAGCGGGAAGGGCGAUGGGAACUUGUCGUGCGUGGUGAGGAACAGCCGCCUGGAGCAGGAGCAGGCGUCGUCCCUGCACAUCUCAGCUCCCUUUUUCCACAACGCCCGUCACUGGAUGGCAGCUCUGGGUGUCUUCCUCGUGCUUUCAGUGGCGUCAUUUGGCGUCAUCGCUUAUCUCUGGCGAAGGAAAGUGGGGCUGCAAAAAAAGCCUUUUAUACAGCUACUUCCUUACAGUUACAGAAAUUCUGUCGUUUCUGAUUGGCUGAGCUCUCAACGUUUCAUUACAAUAAUCCCUCCUGCUGGCGGUUUCGCUACACGCCAGAAGCUACAGUUUUGCUACGUGUUGGAGCUACAGUUAUAACUCGUUGCUUCACUCCCUACUUCCUCAAGGUUAUUUGUCCCGGAUCUGCGAGGUCGGCAUGCCCUCGAGUUUCUUCCAUCCUUGUACUUUUCCGCUGGCCGCCCCGACAUUGGAAACCAUCGGGGACCCCUCGGAAACCCUGUAGACCCCUUGGAAACCUUUGGGGACCCCCUUGAGACCCCUUGGGACCCCCUUGGAAACCCUUGGGACCUCUUGGAACCCAUUGGGAACCCCUUGGAACCCCUUUGGACCCCUUGGAAACCCUUGAGACUCCCCUGGAACCCCUUGGGACCCCUUGGAAACCCUUGGGGACCCCCUUGUGACCCCUUGGAACCCCUUGGGACCCUCUUGGAAACCCUUGGGACCCCCCUGGAACCCCUUGGGGACCCCCUUGUAACCCCUUGGGACCCCUUUGGAAACCCUUGG